AUUACGGAGAAAGACGGAAAAUUGAGUUUCACUUGUCAACAUGGACCGGAUGAGUGUUAUGGAAAUAAGGUACACUCUUGUGCUCUUGAUUUGGCACAAGGAGAGCAAGGAAUAAGAUUUGCAAUGUGUUCUAUGGAAUCUUAUGAUGCUACUGCGGACCAAUUUUUGAAAAAGUGUGCAGCUGAUAACAAUAUUAGUUGGGAUGAAAUACAAAACUGUUUGAAAUCUGGAAAAGCCGAUGAGUUGCUUGCUGCAAACGGCAAGAAAACUUAUUCCUUGAAACCAAAAUUGGCCCACGUGCCGACAGUGGUAUUGGACAACAAAUUUCAAGAAAGAAUCAGUUCUAUCGCCUUAAAUGCUUUAGAUAAAUUAGUGAACUUCAUCUUGAAUGAUAGUAAAUGUUACUGGUGCAAUAAAUAGCAAUGUUAUUUUUAAAUUCAAUUCUGGAGAUUUCCAGUUCAAUUGCAAUUAGUAAACUUUCUGAAGAUGA
This is a messenger RNA of Leptinotarsa decemlineata (Colorado potato beetle), 490 nucleotides long. Its product is annotated as GILT-like protein 1. The record is from RefSeq and is a predicted model, not a curated record. Gene Ontology annotation, molecular function: oxidoreductase activity, acting on a sulfur group of donors, disulfide as acceptor. NCBI's taxonomy places the organism in Eukaryota, Metazoa, Arthropoda, Insecta, Coleoptera, Chrysomelidae.